Messenger RNA from Aphanomyces invadans, 1368 nucleotides. RefSeq lists its product as hypothetical. The record is from RefSeq and is a predicted model, not a curated record. Bases 1 to 1368 code for a protein of 455 amino acids. The transcript has 4 exons. Gene Ontology annotation, molecular function: transmembrane transporter activity. Lineage: Eukaryota; Oomycota; Saprolegniomycetes; Saprolegniales; Verrucalvaceae. Gene Ontology annotation, biological process: transmembrane transport.
AUGCAAGGGCUGGCGGCACUCCUCGAUAAGCACAUCAAGCCCGCCGUCCUCGUCCUCGUGGGCUUCCUCAGCUUUGGUGGAUGCUACUGCUACGAUAACCCGUCCGCGCUCAAGAGCCAGCUCACGCAGCACUUCAGCGGGAGUGUUGCCCAGUCGGACUUUGAGAUGUACUUCAACCUGCUGUACUCCGUUUACUCGGUCCCCAAUAUUGUCUUGCCUCUCUUUGGCGGUAUUCUCGCGGACAAGUUUGGCCCGCGCUACGUUCUCGUCUCCACCACAACCCUCGUGUUCCUCGGCCAGGUCGUAUUUGCCAUCGGCAACUCGUUUCAGCACCUUCCCGUCAUGCUCAUCGGCCGCGUGAUCUUCGGGCUCGGCGGCGAAACUGUGUCCGUCGCCCAAUCUGCGCUGCUGGCGUUGUGGUUUCCUGCUUCCGAACUAAUAUUUGCCAAAGGCAUCAUUCUGAGCGUGAUGCGCCUUGCCACGACCACCAACAACCAACUGAGCCCAACGAUUGCUGAAGCGUACACAGUGUCGACUGCCGUCUGGGUUGGCGCCGCUGUAUGCCUCCUCUCGGUCAUGGCAUCACUGCUCCUUGUACCGAUCGAUGCCACGGCCGAGCAGCAGAUAUGGCUCGGACCGAUCAAGAAAACCAGCACGAGUUGCAAGUCAAGGCCAAUAUCCGCCUCGCCGAUGCCGCCACGUUUAGGUGCUGCUGCUCGCCAUGUUUUCACUGCUGACGGGCGUAUUCGUAGCUGGUCGUUCUGGCUCAUUGCUGUGCUAUACGUGCUGCUAUAUUCAGUGAUGGGGCCGUUCACCAAUAUUGCGUCGGGCAUUUACAUGGAACGCGACUACUUUCGAGCUCCGCCAGUCGAGUGCCAGCGUUGCGGGGUGGGCGCUCUACUCAACGAUGGCCGGUGCAUCCCGGCUGCAUCUUCCGCAGCAGCCAGUCUGUCCAUCUCGAGUGCAUGCCCCCCGUCGCCGCCGUUUGCGUAUCCCUUGCCGGCCUUGUCCGCGUCGUACCGUCCAUGGAACCCUGUGGACCAGUUCAACAGCUCCAAGGCGCCGCCAUACAUGGACGAGAGCUCGAUCAACUGCGACGACGUUGCGUGGAAGGAAGGGUCGUUCACGAAGGCGUAUUGCGACGCCAAAUUUCACGCCGAAGUGCUCGCAGCAGCGCCUCUGAGCUUGCCGUCGCUCGUCAUGGCGCUCCUGGCGCCAGUCUCUGGCUACUUUAUCGACCACAUUGGAUGCCGCGCCAUCAUCGCGACGGCCACGAUGGCCACCCUCGCCAUGGCGCAGGCGCUUCUGGGCUUCCCGGUUGUGUCGCCCUUUGUCCCAUGCAAGCCACCGCCGUGUGCCUCUUCCUGA